AUGAUGCAACGGGCAGACGAGAAACUCAUUCCCUCGGUUGCCAAAGAAGUGAAAGAAGCGUUCGAUGCAAAUCUCUCUAGUAUUGGAUACCUCUUAUUUAUAAGAAACAUUGCUCAAGGACUUGCCUCUCCCUUAGCCGGUUUAUUUGUCAUCAGUUAUGACCGUCCAACAGUCUUUGCAAUCGGUUGUGCAUGUUGGGUCUUAUCAACUGUUGCAGUUGGAGCGAGCCACUACUUCUUCCAGGUUACACUUGCUGUAGCGGUCAAUGGGUUUGGACAUGCAAUUGUUUAUCCAGUGCUUCAGUCAAUAAUUGCGGAUAGUGCAAGAGGUUUUGGUUUUGGUUUAUGGUAUCUCAUUGGUACGGUUGGAGCUAUAGGUGGAACCGUCAUGGCAACGGUCAUGGCUGGUCAUGAUUUCUUGGGGAUCGCAGGAUGGCGCAGCGCCUUUAUGUUAAUGGCAACAAUGAGUGCGAUGAUCGGGAUUCUUGUUUUUGUCUUUGCCGUUGACCCGAGGAAAAAGAAGAGUAGCAUCUUCGUUUCUCAUGAUCAUAAACGAGAUGAACUUAUGAGCUCGGUUUUGAUGGAAUCGUGGGCAGCCAUAAAAGAUGUAACGAAAUUACGAACACUUCACAUCAUCGUAUUGCAAGGAAUCGUCGGUUUGGUGGCAUGGAAUGCAAUGGUUUUCUUCACGAUGUGGUUCGAACUUAUUGGCUUUGAUCAUAAUAAGACAGCAGCUCUGAGCGGGAUAUUCACCACGGGACAAGCAAUAGGAUCUUUGGUCGGAGGAAUAGUUGCUGACAAAAUGUCUCAUAUAUUUCCAAACUCAGGCAGAGUGAUAUGCGCACAAUUCAGCGUUUUCAUGGGAGCUGUAUUCUCCAUUAUUCUUCUAAGAAUAAUCCCACAAUCCACUAACAGUUACUAUAUCUUCUUGGUCACUCUCUUUCUGAUGGGUCUCGCGAUAACUUGGUGUGGACCAGCCAUUAACUCUCCGAUAUUGGCUGAGAUUGUUCCUCCUACGCAUCGAACCAUGAUCUAUGCUUUUGAUCGUGCACUUGAAGUUUCUUUUUCGUCAUUUGGUGCUCCUUUGGUUGGAAUUAUGUCCGAGAAAGUUUUCGGGUUCGACGCAAAAGGAAUUGAUAAUGUUAAAGACUAUGGUCGUGAGGCUGAGGCAUUGUCGAAAGGGAUCAUGUGGAUGAUGGCUGUCCCGUUUGGAUUGUGUUGUCUUUGUUACACUCCUUUACAUUUUCUCUUUAGGAAAGAUCGAAAAAUCGACACUACUCCGAGUUCAAGGGAAAUGGAGAUGAUGUGA
Microthlaspi erraticum is the source of this 1308-nucleotide messenger RNA. NCBI's taxonomy places the organism in Eukaryota, Viridiplantae, Streptophyta, Magnoliopsida, Brassicales, Brassicaceae. The record is from the annotation of a GenBank genome assembly.